UAUUGACUUGAUCAUUGCCUCCGGUGAUCUGGUUACUAUAGAUCACGAAGUUGAUGAUGAUAUUGUCAAGGAAAAGUUAAGAUUAAUGUUUAAGCUUCAAAAAUUGUGUUAUGAAAAGAGAGAGAAUGUGUGUGGCAAUCACGAUCCAUCAGAUUCUUUCAAUAUGUACGCAUGUGAUGAACUUGAUAAACAGAGCAUUAUGGCAAGUGCAGGUUCGGACUUGGUCCAGAAUUUCCAUAAUAAAGUGAUCAAUAUAGCACCAGGACUCAGUAUGGUUGGAUUUGGCGGUUCAGGAGACGCUGUAUUAAAAAAUGAGCCAUCCGAAGUUGUCUGGCCAGCAUAUCCCUUGGACACUGAGUCGUUGCUCUCCAAGCAACUACCGAUACUUUUUUCCAAAGUUCCUAAACAAAAUGACAUUAUGCUGGUUACUCAUGUCGGUCCAGCUGAUAUAUCAACAACUGAUGUCAAUAAGUACCCAAAUGAAUUGGAAACAAGGAUAGCUGCAGGGAGCCCUGCUAUAUUUGAACAUAUCGCCAACGAAUCUCCGAGAAAAACGCCGGAUGAUGUAGAUAGACUAACAAUAACGGUCAAUGUUCAUGGACAUUCUCACUUUCCCUUUGGAUUCUCACACAUAGGGCGUACAAUGAUAGUGAACCCUGGUCCGCUUCGGGAUGGACGGUUUGCAAUCCUGACAUUGGAAAGGCGUAGUUUAAAUGAAGUCACUUCAGGGAUAAGAUUCUCAGAAGCAUUGCAACGCGAGCAAGCGUGGGUCGUUGCUGACGUUGAAUUUUAUUGUAUUUAA
This is a messenger RNA of Paraglomus occultum, 802 nucleotides long. The record is from the annotation of a GenBank genome assembly. NCBI's taxonomy places the organism in Eukaryota, Fungi, Glomeromycota, Glomeromycetes, Paraglomerales, Paraglomeraceae.